GAAACUCGGUAUUCGGAAGAGAAGGGGCAGAGCGAGGGAUAGGAAAAAGGCGACACUUCCUCUUUUGAAGACUGAACUCCAGCUUGUCUGCCUUAAGCUUUAACUUACUAACCAGUCCACAGUAAACAGAAGGAAGCUGAGACGGAAACUUGUGGAGAGGAACGGGACUCUUCUAGGAGCAAGGUUUUGUGGGUGCAACGCGUUCAGUUCCGACACCAACAUGGGGGAACUUUUCAGGAGUGAAGAGAUGACGCUGGGUCAGCUCUUCCUUCAGUCUGAAGCUGCCUACUGUUGUGUCAGCGAGCUGGGGGAGAUUGGAAUGGUCCAGUUUCGAGAUCUUAAUCCUGAUGUGAAUGUGUUUCAACGAAAGUUCGUCAAUGAAGUGCGACGAUGUGAGGAGAUGGAUCGCAAACUGAGGUUUGUGGAGAAAGAAAUCAAGAAGGCAAAUAUAGCAAUAGUUGACACAGGAGAAAACCCUGAAGUCCCUUUUCCAAGGGACAUGAUUGACCUGGAGGCCACGUUUGAGAAACUGGAGAAUGAGCUGAAGGAAAUCAACACUAACCAAGAAGCACUAAAGAAAAACUUUCUGGAACUGACUGAGCUCAAGCACAUUCUGCGACGCACGCAGCAAUUUUUUGACGAGAUGGAGGACCCCAGUUUGCUGGAGGAAACUCAUGCCCCCUUGGAUCCCAGUGAGGUGAUCAGAGGGGCUCCUCUCAGACUGGGGUUUGUAGCUGGUGUCAUCGGCAGAGAGCGUAUUCCUACUUUUGAGAGGAUGCUGUGGAGAGUCUGCAGGGGAAACGUCUUCCUGCGCCAGGCAGACAUCGAAGAUCCUCUGGAGGACCCAGCAACAGGCGACCAAGUCCACAAGUCAGUCUUCAUCAUCUUUUUUCAAGGAGACCAGUUGAAAAACAGAGUCAAGAAGAUCUGCGAGGGAUUCAGGGCCACUUUGUACCCCUGUCCAGAAACCCCACAGGAGAGGAAAGAGAUGUUAGCUGGGGUAAACGCUCGCAUUGAAGACCUUCAAAUGGUGCUGAACCAGACCGAGGAUCACAGACAGAGGGUGCUGCAGGCGGCGGCUAAGACGGUGAGGGUGUGGUUCAUCAAGGUGAGGAAGAUGAAGGCCAUCUACCACACUCUCAACCUCUGCAACAUCGACGUCACCCAGAAGUGUCUGAUCGCUGAGGUGUGGUGUCCCGUCUCCGAACUGGAUUCCAUCCAGUUUGCUCUGCGUCGAGGGACGGAGAAAAGCGGCUCCACUGUGCCUUCCAUUCUCAACAGGAUGCAGACAAAGCAGACUCCGCCCACCUAUAACAAGACCAACAAGUUCACCUCGGGAUUCCAGAACAUCGUUGAUGCGUACGGAAUCGGAAACUACCGUGAGAUGAACCCUGCCCCGUACACCAUCAUCACCUUCCCGUUCCUAUUCGCUGUCAUGUUUGGCGACCUGGGCCAUGGCGUUCUCAUGACCUGUGCUGCUCUGUACCUCGUGUUGCGAGAGAGCAGGCUCAUUGCACAGAAGAAUGACAAUGAGAUUUUCAGUAUGCUCUUUGCCGGUCGUUACAUCAUCCUUUUGAUGGGAAUAUUCUCCAUGUACACGGGCAUCAUCUACAACGACUGCUUCUCCAAGACGCUCAAUGUCUUCGGAUCGGGCUGGAGCGUGAGGCCCAUGUUUGACCCUCGAGUUGGAGGCAACUGGACGGAUGAAACACUGGAGGAUGUCAAAGUUCUACAGCUGGAUCCAGCAGUAGCUGGAGUUUUUAAAGGGCCAUACCCCAUUGGCAUCGACCCAAUAUGGAACAUCGCAACCAACAAGCUGACAUUCCUGAAUUCCUUCAAGAUGAAGAUGUCCAUUGUCCUCGGAGUCAUCCACAUGCUGUUCGGAGUCAGUCUCAGCCUCUUCAAUCACCUUUACUUCCAGAAGCCACUGAACAUCUACUUUGGCUUCAUCCCCGAGAUUGUCUUCAUGGUCAGUUUGUUCGGAUACCUGGUCAUUCUGGUCUUGUACAAGUGGAUCGCAUACAAUGUGUUCACCUCCAAGGAGGCUCCCAGUCUCCUCAUUGCCUUCAUCAACAUGUUUCUGUUCAACGUCAGCGGCACGCCUCUGUACAGUGGCCAGAUGGCCGUACAGACCAUCCUGGUGCUCAUUGCCUUGGCUUGUAUCCCCUGCAUGUUAAUAGUGAAAACCCUGAUAAUGCGACGGCAGCAUAUGUGGCAAAGGCGCUUGGGUACGCAGAAUUUCGGCGGGAUAAGGGUCGGCAACGGGCCCACGGAGGAUGAGGCUGAAAUAAUCCAACACGAUCAGCUGGCUCAGCAAAGCGAUGAAGAAUCUGAGCGUUGCCUUUUGUCAACUGCUUUCAAGGCCCCCGAGGAAGAAGAGUUUAACUUUGCAGAUAUGGCAGUCCAUCAGGCCAUCCACACCAUAGAAUACUGCCUGGGCUGCAUCUCCAACACCGCCUCCUACCUGAGGCUCUGGGCCCUCAGCCUGGCUCAUGCGCAACUGUCGGAGGUGCUGUGGUCCAUGGUGAUGCGCAUCGGCCUCUCCUCCAGGAGCAUCGCAGGAUUCGUCCUCCUGUCCCUUGUGUUUGUGUUUUUCGCCAUUCUCACUGUAGCCAUUCUGCUCAUCAUGGAGGGUCUGUCCGCCUUCCUACACGCUCUGAGGCUACACUGGGUGGAGUUCCAAAACAAGUUCUACUCGGGACAGGGCUUCAAGUUCAUGCCCUUCACAUUUGACAGCAUCCUGGAGGGGACGUUUGAUGAAUAGAUUUUGUCACCUUUGUGUUCCGUAAUUAUUGUCUUCAGAGUUGUCUGCGUGUUGUUGAACAGUAGUCGUUUCUGUGAGUAAUAAGGCGGUUCCCAUGGUCACCUGUCGACUUUGGCUGAGACAUUGACACCGUUUUCUGUUUGAUAUUAUGACUAUUACAGUUUACUUAAGUAAAUAAUUUCCUCUAAAUAGGAUCCGAAAUUGAAUUUCACAUUUAUUCGAGUCCUUAAACUCUUACAUAAUUUAAGGAAAAGUAACUUUUUCCAUCAGAUGUCCAGCAUGCUGCCAUUUCUUAUUAAC
Cynoglossus semilaevis (tongue sole) is the source of this 3064-nucleotide messenger RNA. RefSeq names its product ATPase H+ transporting V0 subunit a1a (gene atp6v0a1a). Gene Ontology annotation, molecular function: ATPase binding; proton-transporting ATPase activity, rotational mechanism. The record is from RefSeq and is a predicted model, not a curated record. Gene Ontology annotation, cellular component: plasma membrane; vacuolar proton-transporting V-type ATPase complex; vacuolar proton-transporting V-type ATPase, V0 domain. The coding region runs from base 221 to 2764 and encodes 847 amino acids. The transcript is spliced from 22 exons. Lineage: Eukaryota; Metazoa; Chordata; Actinopteri; Pleuronectiformes; Cynoglossidae. Gene Ontology annotation, biological process: proton transmembrane transport; vacuolar acidification.